AUGGACAGGAUAUUUCGUGGUAUAAUGAAGUACAGGCGGACGAACAGGGCGAAGAUGGUCGAGCAAUUCGUCCAGGUGAAAAACAACCCGGAGCCAAAAGCUUUAUUUUUCACUUGCAUGGACAGCCGUAUGUUGCCUGCUCGAUUUACUGAAACCAACAUUGGUGAUAUGUUCAUUGUUCGAAAUGCUGGAAAUUUGAUUCCACAUUCGCAGCAUUUCCUAGAUGAAUAUACUACAUGUGAACCAGCAGCCUUGGAACUAGGAUGUGUACACAACGAUAUAAGGCAUGUUAUCGUUUGUGGGCAUUCUGAUUGCAAAGCAAUGAACUUGCUGCACCUGCUCAGGGACACGGAAUUUGCUAGCAUCGACAACCGCCGAAUGUCGCCGCUUCGAUCAUGGCUCUGUACGCACGCAAUAUCAUCUUUGGAAAAGUAUCAACAGCUGGAAACAGCCGGCUUCGACACACCACUCAUUUUUCAGGCCGAGACACCCUUACGCAGAAUUAUUGCUUACAUUGAUCCGGAAGACAAGUUUUCAGUUACAGAUAAGUUAUCACAGGUUAAUACCCUACAGCAGAUGCAAAAUAUUGCCAGCUACGGUUUCCUUAGGAAACGUCUAGAGGCGUAUGACCUGCAUAUACACGCUCUUUGGUUUGAUAUAUAUACCGGGGAUAUAUACUAUUUUAGUAGACAGAGCAAAAAAUUUGUUGAAAUUAACGAAAAAAACGUGGAUAAACUAGUGGAAGAGGUUUCUAAGUACUAUUGCUAA
This is a messenger RNA of Macrosiphum euphorbiae (potato aphid), 768 nucleotides long. The record is from the annotation of a GenBank genome assembly. Lineage: Eukaryota; Metazoa; Arthropoda; Insecta; Hemiptera; Aphididae.